Medicago truncatula (barrel medic) is the source of this 1454-nucleotide messenger RNA. RefSeq lists its product as uncharacterized. The transcript is spliced from 3 exons. NCBI's taxonomy places the organism in Eukaryota, Viridiplantae, Streptophyta, Magnoliopsida, Fabales, Fabaceae. The record is from RefSeq and is a predicted model, not a curated record. Bases 543 to 1067 code for a protein of 174 amino acids.
UAAAAAUCCGUUGCAACGGUUUAGCAGCAAAACGAUGUGCCAAAUGAAGACCCGUUGCAACGGUCUAGCGGCAAAACGAUGUGCUAAAUGAUAUACAUAUGGUUAAAUUUUGAAAGCAUAUUCUAGAAAUACUUGUAAUAGAAUAUGCUAUCAAAAUUUUAAUGUCUAGAAAUUUCAUAAUCCAAUUGAAAAAGCGAAGAAUAAACUUGUAGUAACGAUUCUUCUCAUUCUUCUUCUUUUGAUUCAAUCAAGUUUCAUCCAUGGCGGAAAACGGUUCAUCACCAUCCACAAUUGACUCUCAAAUUCAAAAACCCUCUUCUUCAAACCCAUCUCCUUCACCAAUUCCCCAACAAUAACAAUCUCAACAGUCACCUGGCAUCAACAAUCUAAACCCUAACCCUAAUGUUUCAAAUUUUCAAAUUCAACCUCAGCAGCAAUUAACCUCGCCGGGGCAGCAAGUUGGUUUCGUACAAUCCUCGCAAUUUUCUUUGGCAAAUUCUACAGGACAGUCACUGCAAGGAACACAACAAGCCAUUGGGACCAUGGGGUCGUCCAAUCUAGCCUCUCAACUGAUGAUGACUAAUGGAGCUCUUUAUGCUCAGCAGCUGCAACUCUCACAGCAGGCUCCGCUUAACAAUCAACAGAAUGGACAACCUGCCAUAUUGCCAUCAGUGUCUGGCACUGCCUCCUUGUUGCCACUUCAACAGCUUCAGAGGCAGCAACAACUGGCUUCAUCUGCUCAAUUUCAACAAAACUCUUUGACCCUUAACCAACAGCAACUGCCACAAUUGAUGCAGCGGAGAUCCAUGGGGAAACUUCAGUUUCAGCAGCAACAACAACAACAACUUUUACAGCAGCAGCAACAACAACAACAACUUUUACAGCUGCAGCAACAGCCACAACAACAAUAUCAGAGGCUGCAACAACAGCUAGCUUCAUCUGCUCAACUGCAACAAAACUCCUUGACCCUGAACCAACAGCAAUUGCCCCAAUUGAUGCAGCGGAGAUCCAUGGGGCAACGUCAGCUCCAGCAGCAGCAGAUACAAUGCAGAUGCUGCAGUCACUAGGGAUGCCAGGAUUGUAACCAGAUGCUACUGCAUUUGGCAUGACCACACCUGGCGGAAGUUCAAGUCAAGGAACCAGAACAAAUACCAUGUCUGGACAAACUGAAAUCAUGUCUGUUGUGCGUGAAUUGAAAGAAACAAGAAAGGAAGUCAAGGCUAUUAUCAAGAUCCUGUCAGGGUUUUUCAAAGUCAUGUCCAUUGUUAUGGCUUUGUUCAUUUCUUAACUCUUUUUGUGUUAGGAUUCAUCAUUUUAUGGUCCUUGUGUUAGGAUUCAUCAUUUUAGGAAGUUGAUCUUUAAUUACUUUUAUGGUCCUUGUAUUUUGUCUCCUAUUUGUGUAAUUCUCAACAUUAAACAUGCUUAUGCUUUAGUAAAUAGCAUCUAACAUUCGU